This is a messenger RNA of Dalotia coriaria, 1577 nucleotides long. It is a transcript of the gene RagA-B, whose product is annotated as Ras-related GTP binding A/B. Gene Ontology annotation, cellular component: nucleus; lysosome; Gtr1-Gtr2 GTPase complex. Gene Ontology annotation, molecular function: GTP binding; GTPase activity. Lineage: Eukaryota; Metazoa; Arthropoda; Insecta; Coleoptera; Staphylinidae. Bases 318 to 1235 code for a protein of 305 amino acids. The record is from RefSeq and is a predicted model, not a curated record. Gene Ontology annotation, biological process: negative regulation of autophagy; cellular response to starvation. The transcript is spliced from 2 exons.
UUGCUAGAUCCUCGUUAGAGGCGUAGAUCUCGUAGAUGGCGCAGAUAAAAUAACCUACAAAACCAUUGUUGAUAACUAUUGAUAACACUCAAUAAAGGAAGCUUUUGUUAUUUAUUCAUCAGUAGUUAAUUGUUUACGUGAAAGUUGUGCUUCUGGGUCAUAAAUUCCCACAGAAAUUGCGCACUAGUUAUUUGUAUUUGCUCUGAUAAGUUCAGUACUAGUACUAGUUCAGUGGAAAACAACUGUUGCAAUCAAACUGUCCUCAUUCUACAUUUAUUAGAACCUUCCAAACCUUAGCACAUUAAUCCAGCAGCACCAUGAAGAAGAAGGUCUUGCUUAUGGGCAAAAGUGGUUCCGGCAAAACCAGUAUGAGAUCAAUCAUAUUUGCCAAUUACAUAGCCAGAGAUACAAGAAGACUUGGUGCCACUAUUGAUGUAGAGCACAGUCAUGUCAGAUUUCUAGGCAAUUUAGUACUAAAUCUCUGGGAUUGUGGUGGACAGGAAGCCUUCAUGGAGAACUACUUCAACACUCAAAGAGACAAUAUUUUCAGGAAUGUUGAAGUUCUUAUAUAUGUGUUUGAUGUUGAGAGUGGAGAACUUGAGAAAGACAUUCACUACUAUCAGAGUUGUUUGGAGGCCAUAAUGCAAAAUAGUCCAGAAGCCAAGAUAUUCUGCCUCAUACACAAAAUGGACUUGAUUGCUGAAGAUCAACGCGAUACCAUUUUUCGCGAACGCGAAAAAGACAUAAAGGAAUUAUCUAGGCCACUACAUUGCACGUGCUUCCGGACCUCUAUAUGGGAUGAGACUUUGUACCGUGCGUGGUCGAGCAUCGUCUACAUGCUUAUUCCAAAUGUUAAAGCUUUGGAGAACUCACUGCAACAAUUUACGAAUAUUGUUGAUGCUGAUGAAGUUCUCUUGUUCGAACGCGCGACAUUUUUAGUAAUCUCGCACUGUCAACGUCGUCACCAUAAGGACAUUCACCGCUUCGAAAAAGUCUCGAAUAUUAUAAAACAAUUUAAACUGUCUUGCUCCAAGUUGGCCGCACAAUUCCAAAGCAUGGAAGUGAAAAAUUCUGCGUUCGCAUCUUAUAUUGAUAUGUUCACCAGCAAUACUUAUGUUAUGGUGUGCAUGUCGGAUCCAAAAAUUCCUUCGGAGAUUACUUUGAUUAAUAUUAGAAAUGCCCGGAAACACUUUGAGAAGUUGGAAAAGGUGACCAGCAGUCAGCCAUUAACGUAAUUUUUAAAUUGUGUUCCUGUCCUGUUGUAAUGAAGCUAUUUUCCAGCUAGUAAUAAUGUUAAUAAGACAAUUAUCCCUUAAUACUAAAUCAACAAGAUGCCACGAAUUAUUAUAAUGCUAAUUUUGCUUAAUGUUUAGUUGUAUAUAUGUUUUUCACUUUGAAGCCAAAUGACUGAUUUGAUAUUUUGCUAUCAAACUACUGAACGAAUUUACGUCUAACAAGAUGGUUUCACGAGUGAAAACAUAACAAAUGUUUUUGCAACUUAAUAAUCUAUCAUAUUUGUAAUAUAUAGUAAAUCAUGGUUAAUAUAUAAGAAAAUAUAAAGAUUUUAAACAGCAGAA